GUAGUGCUGGCUGCUACCGUGAAUAUUCGCUGAGAAAAACUUGUGUGCAAGCUUUUUUAAAUUAUGUUCUCACUAGCCGAAAAGUGCUAUUUUUGAAAAUAGCCAUUGCUUCUUAGAAGUUAGACUUAUUGUGUAGCUGUAUCCUUUUUCAAAUAUGAAUCGACGUCAGAAUUAUAAAUUACAUUCUCCACAUGACAUGUUCAUGGCUGUACGAGUAGGUGAUUUAAGUUGGCUCAAUCAAGUUCUUAAAAGUAACGAAAGUUAUGUAAACCUAAAUGACGAAAGGGGCCUAACUUGUCUGCACGUAGCAGCGUUAGAAUGCCGAUGUGACGUUUUAAAGAGUUUAAUAAUUGAGUACCAAGUCGAUGUAAAUUUAUCUACAUCGUCAGGUUGGACAGCCCUCCAUUUUUCUAUCAAUAGUAGCAAGGUCAAGAAAUCUUACGAAUGUGUUCAGUACCUUCUUAGUCAAGGAGCAGACGCAAAUCGGUGUACCUCAGCCUUGAUUUACCCGUUGCAUCUGGCUGCGUCUUGUGGUCACGUUUCAGCCACCGAGCUUCUUCUAAAGCACAAUGCGGUUGUGGAUGUUACCGACGAACGAGGUCAGUCACCUUACAUCAUGGCUAUGAUAUGGGGCCAUAAAAACGCUGCUCGUGUUCUAGCACAUAGCGUGUGGAUAAAAACGAAACAAGACGAAGCUUACCAGCGUCAGGCUUUCCAAAAAUAUUGUGCAAAAAUAGAUAAAGAAAAACGAACCAACAACGAACUAGUAGAAACUGGAAAGAAACUUAGAGCUGAAAAAUGUUAUCAAAACUGGCUUCAGAAAAAUUGUCUUAUUGUGAACAAUUCACUAGGUUUGGAAGCAAAAGAAAAGAAAGAGGCUUCGUCCAAAAUUUCUGAAGAGAAGGAUAUAAGAUACAAACCUGUUAGAACUAGGAAGGAUAAACAAUCAACGGCAGAUGUGGUAGAGCUAGAUCGACACGUGAAACUGAUUCAAUUAUCAACCCCUAUGAAGCAUUAACCAUUUUGUUUUGCAUAUGUUGACUCGCGCGUACUAUAUACGUACUUUAUCAAAGAUACACACCGAAGUUUUACACAAA
Molecule: messenger RNA, 1097 nt
Organism: Hydractinia symbiolongicarpus
Lineage: Eukaryota; Metazoa; Cnidaria; Hydrozoa; Anthoathecata; Hydractiniidae
Product: ankyrin repeat domain-containing protein 53-like
Exons: 4
Coding region: 155-1018 (287 amino acids)
Biological process (GO): regulation of mitotic spindle organization; mitotic metaphase chromosome alignment; regulation of mitotic cytokinesis
Cellular component (GO): spindle pole
Molecular function (GO): protein binding
Source: RefSeq, a predicted model, not a curated record